This is a messenger RNA of Eurytemora carolleeae, 1041 nucleotides long. RefSeq names its product serine/threonine-protein phosphatase 6 regulatory ankyrin repeat subunit B. The transcript is spliced from 8 exons. Gene Ontology annotation, molecular function: protein binding. Bases 138 to 878 code for a protein of 246 amino acids. The record is from RefSeq and is a predicted model, not a curated record. Lineage: Eukaryota; Metazoa; Arthropoda; Copepoda; Calanoida; Temoridae.
CAAUUCUUCAUAGAGCAGCUAGGUUAGGGAGGUUAUACAAUACAAUUCUUCAUAGAGCAGCCAGAUACGGACAUCAUGAAGUAGUAUCAUCCCUGUUGGAGAACGGAGCUGACCCAAACCUGACAAAUAAGUUCGGGAUGACCGCACUCCAUCACGCUGCGGUAAACGGAGAUCCACUGGUUAUACAGGCUUUAAUAAAAGGAGGUUGUGAUGUAAACCAAGCGGAUGAUGCAGGAAGACUUCCUCUCCACUGGACUGCAACUAAGGGGCAUGUGGAGGGGGCACGAGAAUUAAUAAAAGGUGGAGCACUACCAGCAGGAGCAGAUAAGGAGGGGUUUACACCCCUACAUAGAUGUGGACAGGAUGAACCUGAGGAGAGGAAGGAUGAGGAGGAGGAUGAGAAGGAGAGAAGGAAGAAAGAGCAGGAGCGGAGUAAAGCUCAGAUAGCUGAGCAACUGCUCCAACUUGGAGCGAAGGCUGGAGCUAAGGAGCUGAAAGGAGAACAGACUCCGCUCCAUCUAGCGGCUAUGAACGGGAUGGAGCAGGUUGGAGAAGUUCUGAUCCAACAUGGCGCUGAUAUAAAUAGUACAAAUAAGAUCGGACAAACUCCACUUAUAUACGCCUGCAUAGAACAGCAUAUAGGCAUGGCGAGAAUGCUUCUGAAGAAUGGAGCAAACCCUAUGCUUGCUAACCCCUUACACUGGGACUGGACACCGUUACACUGGGCAGCUCUUUCCGACAACCCAGAGCUAGUCAAGGUUAUUAUUGAAGGCGGAGGGCGGAGUGUGGCGGAUAGAACAGGACGAACUCCGGCUGGUUUGGCGGAUGAACAUGGGAAGAUGAAGGUUCAAGAGAUCCUGGAGAAAUUAGUUCAAUAGUUUCAUUAAUUAAUCUUAAUAUAUAUUCAUAUAUGCACAAUUUUGGAGGAAGGGUGGGGAUGGACAUCUCAACACCCCCCCCCCCUCUCCCACCAUCGCAAAAUUUGCACAAUUCACGCUUUAAAAAAAAUGCAACUUAUUAUAAAUAAAAAAUACUCAUGUA